Messenger RNA from Effrenium voratum, 1211 nucleotides. The record is from the annotation of a GenBank genome assembly. Lineage: Eukaryota; Dinophyceae; Suessiales; Symbiodiniaceae.
GGGCAUCUCAGGUCAAACGACAACGACUACCGGUUCAAGAACAUCGGCCCGAUCAGGAGAAAGCCCGCGGAGAACCAGCGGUGAUCUUGAUCUACCAGGAGGCUGUCAAGUUUCCAGGUUUGGGAACGCACUGGAGGCAGGCGCCGCUGAGCAGGCCUCAGGCGAAGGCGCACGUGGAGAGAGGAGUUAGGAGCGUGAAGGAAGGCUUCUACGCGGUGUGGCUCGACCUGGAGUCGUCGCUCGGCUGCAGGAUCGCGCUGGAAGCCCCUCUGUUUGAAUUUGCCAUUCAGUAUGAUGGCCCUGAGAGGCCUGAAGACGUUCCAGAAUCGCCGAUGAUUGCUCCUGAGGAGCCUGUGCCAUUGGAAGGGCCAGGUGAAGGAGAAAUGGAUUUGGAUGAUGAGUCCAUGUACGAGCCAUCUGAGAGUGGCGGAAUGCAAAUUGAUGAUGGCGAUCUGGAAGACAUGCUGAUUGAGAGCUUGCAUCGACAACUGUAUUUGGAAUUCAUGAGUGACGAGCGACUAAGGUUCAUCGAGGGCAUGCCAUCUGUGACCAUGGACACGGCUGUUUCGUGGUUUGAGGUCAUGUUUGGAGGUGAACAGGUUGUGGUUCUCGUGCCUGAUGGGGUUGUGGAUGAAAUGACCAAUGAGAAACUGCAACAUGAACAGGUACAUGAGGGCAUGAAAACCGAAGUAGAAUCACUGGAGAAGCUGCGUGUGGGACAAGUGGUGGACGAGAAGACCGCCAAACGUCUUGCAGCAGAAGCCGGAGUGAAGAUCCUUGGCAGCAGAUGGGUGAUAUCGCAGAAAACGCCCGAAAUUGUUAGGUGCCGGCUUGUAGUGAAGGAUUUUCGAACCUACGGCGGCCCGGCCUUGCUAGAGGGGAUUUACAGCCCCACCUCGACGGUGGAAGCACUGAGGUUCGUUCUUGCAUAUGGGGCCGAAUACAAGUGUCAUUUUUCUGGCCUGGAUGUGAGCACGGCGUUCAUGUAUGCACCGCUGAAAGAGGGCGAAAGGGCUGGUCCGAUCUGCCUAGGUUUGGAGACGGAGUACUUGGAGGGCGUGAUCCGCAGCUUCGGAGAGCGCCUCAAGCCGAACGAGACACUGCCUGAUCUGGAGCGGCUCUACGACAAGGAGAGCAAGAAGUACCAAGGCAAGGACAAGAGUGUACAGGAAGGUGCUAGGGCAACUUGCUUGGGCAUCAAUCACCCGUAG